Molecule: messenger RNA, 3340 nt
Organism: Seminavis robusta
Lineage: Eukaryota; Bacillariophyta; Bacillariophyceae; Naviculales; Naviculaceae
Source: the annotation of a GenBank genome assembly
CUCUUAUUACCAACAGGACGCAGCCUUCUUUUUCCUGUUGCUGCACUCGAUGGUCGAUGGCCACACUCACACUGCAUCUAUCGGCUCUCGUAUUAUUAGGCUUCUCUCUACUAGCUAGCUAGUUAUAAGUACAAGCAACAGAUAGAUACGACCACAUCGACAGAAGAAGACACAACACAGUAAUCAAACACAAUCAAUCACAAUGAUGAAUAGCUUCCGAACUAGCAUGACAUCGUCGUACAAUCGGUCCGGCACCCGUAGUACAUCGGGUGGUAGUGGUAGUUCGGGCAUCUAUAGCAGCAGCAGCACGCGACAGCACUCGAAUGGCGAUGAACGAGCGGCUCGACGCGUCAUGGCGAGUCGAUUGGUCUUCUUGACGUGCCUAUUAGUAGUGUGCAUCUUGUUGGGUGUUGGCGCGCAUCGACUCUUGACGGACAGUGAAACGCAAUUGGCGCACGAACAGUUCAAUGCCAUUGCGACACGGGCAUUGGAAGAAGCGCUCCAAAUUACACUCCGCAAACGAUUGGGCGUCAAAGCCAUGGCGGCGGUCAUGUCGUAUCAAUUCCCCGAUGCGGCGCAAUGGCCCAAUGUCUCCAUGGUGGGAUUUGAUGACAUUGCCAAGUCGAUCAUGGACGUGUCGGCCGUCAACAAGACACUCAAGCAUCUGGGAUUGUGUCCCUUUGUCACACCCGAUCAAUUAGAAGCGUUUGAAGACUACGCUUACCAUAUCGCCUUUUCACAAAUCAACGACUAUCCGGAUCAUAUUGGACUCCGCGAUUUCAAUGGCGAUGGCAAUUUGACACAAGGCGUUCAUGGAUUUGAUGCCGACUUGCAAAUCUAUCGAGAAACCAAUGCGCAGUACGACUGGGACAAUCAGUACAAUCUCUUUUGUCCGUUUCUCAUGCACAGUGCCACACACGAAAUUCUACUCAUGAAUAUCAAUUCCAUGGAUCGAUUUGGAAAAACCGUCGAGGAAAUGAUUACGUGUGCCAAUGGUAAUGAUCUGCACAUGAAUAUGAAUAAUCAGACUGAUGAAGAACAAGAUGAACAAGAUCAUAUCAUCAAUAUGAGAGACCAAUUGACGGAAUGUGCCAUUUUGGGAGACAUGAUGGUCACAUACGAUGCCAAUGCACAACCCAAGAGUCCAGGAGGAUUGGUCGUACAACCCAUUUAUCCAAAGAAUAAUCCGACACAAGUGGUCGGGCUGGUCAUGACCAUUUACGAAUGGGAAGAAACCAUGGCGGCUCUCUUUACCAAUAGUCGAGAAGUCAAUGGGAUUGAUUGUGUACUACAAACAGAAACACAAGCCAUUUCCUAUCACAUUCAACAGGGGAUCUCUUCCGUCACAGGAAUGGGAGACUUGCACGAUCCUCGCUACACUACCUACGGACAAUCCAUUGAACUCACGUCCAAGGAAGUCUUUGGAUAUACGUCGGCAUCCUACACACUCACAUUGUAUCCUUCCGCGGAAUUCCUCGAGGUUUACAGUACCACCAAUCCAUUGGUCACGGCCAUUGGAUCGGUGUGUAUCGUCCUCUUUACGGCCAUUCUAUUCUUUCUCUAUGAUUUCUUUGUCCGACAAGAAUUUCAUCGCAAACAAUCCAUUCUAGAAGCGAAACGACGAUUUGUACGAUUUGUCUCGCACGAAGUGCGAACGCCACUCAAUACCAUUUGUAUGGGAUCCGAUUUACUCCAACAAGAAAUGACACAGUAUCAAAAGACGCAGCAAAAGAACCAAAACAACAAUAACAACAACAAGAAGAAGGAUUUGCAAGACAAACUGACCGAUUGGUCCAGUUUGAAUCAGGAAGUCAUUGCCAAUGCCAAGGCGGCCGUCAAUGUACUCAGUGAUUUGCUCAAUUACGACAAGGUAGAAACCAAAUCGUUGCAUCUGGAACUGGCGCUGUUGCCCAUUUGGGCAUUGAUACAGCGGACCACGGAGGAAUUCAAAAUAUACGCAUUGGCCAAACAAAUAUGUUACAAAGUCGACUAUUCGGCACUCUUACAGCAGCCACCGCCAAUGACAACAACAGAGACAGAGACGGCGGCAUGUAACGACGACAGUGAUGUGCUAGAGAGAGGAGAGAACAACACGUCGGCUUCAAAAGCAACUUUUAGAACGAUAACCUCCACGAGGGACUUGCCCCUCGACGUGCGAGAACAAAUUGUCGUGGGAGACGGGGUCCGGAUCACACAAGUGCUGCGCAACUUUUUGUCCAAUGCCGUCAAAUUUACACCCGAGAAAGGCAACAUUACAGUUCGUGUAUCCUGGCAGCAACGGUCCGAUGUCCUGCCGGAUGCCACCAAGAAAAAGGUCGAGUUUGCAUUGGAGCGGGGGGACGUGGUCGAGUUUCCGCCAAGUGGAUACCUUCAGGUCGAUGUGCAAGACAGUGGCGCGGGGAUGAGUCCACAAGAAGUUAGCACCGUCUUUGGCGAAGGGGUGCAAUUCAAUGUCAAUAAAUUGCAAGCAGGGCAAGGCAGUGGUUUGGGAUUGUUCAUUGCCAAGGGCAUUGCAGAGCAACAUGGAGGACAACUGAUGGUGUCUUCCGAGGGUCAUGGACAUGGAUCCACCUUCACCAUGAUUCUACCACUGUAUCACGCUCCAGUUUGUACGCUUCCCGACAACCUAAAGAGUGCUUUUGAAGAGCGGGAGGGACCCGAUAGCUCCGAGGAUACACUGGAAGCCUUCAAAAUUCUGGUCGUCGACGAUACCGAUAUGAACCGGAAAUUGUUGGUACGAUUACUAGUCGGAAAAGGGCACACUUGUGGUCAAGCCGAAAAUGGCCAAGUGGCUGUGGAACUCAUGAAGGCAGCCAUGGACGAAGGCACUCCCUACGAUGUUGUCCUGCUCGAUUAUGAAAUGCCAGUCAUGAAGGGACCAGAAGCGUGCAGACAAAUGCGCGAAUUGGGCUGUAGUGCCUUUUGUGUUGGUGUAACGGGCAAUCUACUUCCCGAAGACAUUCUGUAUUUCAAGGCCCAUGGAGCGAAUUGUGUCUUGCCCAAACCCAUCAACAUUCGUGAUUUGGAAGCCACGUGGGUGGAACAUGGAGUUUCCACCCAAGGAGACAUCCCGGGUGAAUACCACCCAGUUCCCCCUAGCAUCACACCAAAACUUACAUGAAAAAGGAUCGAUCGAAGUUAAGAGCCGGAGAUCGAGCGAGGGACUGAAGGAAGCAACUACAAGAGCGACUUCCAAAAGGGGGUGACAAUGGAGAUGUCUCCUGACAUCUCUUUCUGCUACACAAUAUUUUUUUAAAUAGAGGACAAUUUACUAACGUUACCACGAACUUCAUAGGCAAUCGAUUGUUCUAUACGUAGAUGGUUGUUUUGCCAUUGGCCC